AUGGCUUGGCUGAUCUUAUGGAUUUACUACGUUGCUUUAUGGACAAAUAAAGCAGGUAUUGGAGAUUCUUCUGUCAAUGACAAUGUUUUCUCUGAAAAUAUCACACGCAUCUUGGAUACAUUAUUGGAUGGUUAUGACAACAGACUACGUCCUGGAUUUGGAGGUCGUGUCACUGAAGUCAAAACUGAUAUCUACGUAACAAGCUUUGGUCCAGUUUCAGAUGUGGAAAUGGAAUACACAAUGGAUGUUUUCUUCCGACAGACAUGGAUUGAUGAGCGCCUAAAAUUUGAUGGCCCCACAGAAAUACUUAGGUUAAAUAACUUAAUGCUCAGUAAGAUUUGGACUCCAGACACUUUUUUCAGAAAUGGAAAAAGAUCUAUCUCUCACAAUAUGACAACCCCCAAUAAACUCUUCAGAAUCAUGCAGAAUGGGACAAUUCUCUACACAAUGAGGUUGACAAUAAAAGCAGAAUGUCCAAUGAGGUUAAUGAAUUUUCCUAUGGACGGACAUGCAUGCCCACUUAAGUUUGGCAGUUAUGCUUAUCCCAAAAGUGAAAUUAUUUAUACAUGGAAAAAGGGUCCUUUGUACUCAGUUGAAGUGCCAGAAGAAUCUUCAAGUCUUCUACAGUAUGAUCUCGUUGGGCAAACAGUUUCCAGUGAAACAUUGAAGUCUAAUACAGGUGAAUAUUCUCAACAAGUAGUGCUCUUCUAUCUACGAAGGAAAAUAGGUUAUUAUAUCAUUCAUACAUACAUCCCAUGUAGCAUGACUGUUGUCUUGUCUCAAGUUGUCUUUUGGAUCAACAAAGAAUCGGUUCCAGCGAGGACUGUUGCUGGAAUUACAACAGUUCUAACAAUGACCACUUUAGGAAUCAGCGCAAGACAUUCCUUUCCUAAAGUGUCCUAUGCAACUGCUAUGGAUUGGUUCAUAGCUGUCUGCUUCGCAUUUGUCUUUUCUGCCCUUAUUGAGUUUGCUGCAGUAAAUUAUUUUACCAAUCGUCAGACACAACAGGCAAUGGCAAAAGCAGCUAAAGAAUCUGCACUAUCAACUGUGGCUAUAACCGCAUCAGCCGAAGGAGAAAUUGUCACGCAUUCUGAUUCCAACUGCAACUUAAAGAAAAGAAUCAACUCAAUGGUUUUUCAAGGAAAUGUAUCACUGGAAGAUAACUUACCAUCAUAUGAUGCAUCUUACUGUCCACAAAUCAAUGUUCCUCCUGCAGACUUUUCACAGCUCGGAAUGUCAUCAAACACUUUAAGUGGAACUAGCAAAAUAGACCAAUAUGCAAGAAUAUUAUUCCCAGUGGCAUUUGCAGGAUUUAAUUUAGUAUACUGGGUUGUAUAUCUCUCGAAAGACACAAUGGACCUAAAUAGCAAUAUGUGA
Molecule: messenger RNA, 1377 nt
Organism: Bufo bufo (common toad)
Lineage: Eukaryota; Metazoa; Chordata; Amphibia; Anura; Bufonidae
Gene: GABRA6
Product: gamma-aminobutyric acid type A receptor subunit alpha6
Exons: 9
Coding region: 1-1377 (458 amino acids)
Biological process (GO): regulation of postsynaptic membrane potential; signal transduction; monoatomic ion transmembrane transport
Cellular component (GO): postsynapse; neuron projection; dendrite membrane
Molecular function (GO): inhibitory extracellular ligand-gated monoatomic ion channel activity; GABA-A receptor activity; benzodiazepine receptor activity
Source: RefSeq, a predicted model, not a curated record